AAAUCAAUUUACGUGUACUUACUUGGCAAUUAUGUGAAAAACUCGAUAAGAUUCGUUAUAUGGACUUAAAUUAACUUAAUUUUCUUCGUGGCCUUUGAGAGACAAUCAAUUGAGUUUCCAGAUGGGUCUGCUGGAUAAGCUCUCGACAUGGCUCGGCAAAGGUCGCAUGGAAGUAACUGUUCUAGUGCUGGGCUUGGACAACAGCGGGAAGAGUACGAUGCUGAACACCUUGCGCCCUCCUGAGCAAAGAGCGCAGCAUUUAAUGCCAACCGUUGCACAGAACCAUGAUAGUUUUCAAAGUGGCGGAGUUUGUUUUACGGCUUGGGAUGUGUCGGGGGCGCCGCGGCACCGCGCGCUGUGGGAGAGGCAUUACCGUCGGGCGCACGCCGUCAUAUUCGUCGUGGACUCCGCCGAUCAUCUUAGAUUGGUGGUAGCUCGCGAGGAGCUGGAGCUCAUGCUGGCCCAUCCGGACAUGUGCGGUCGGCGCAUUCCCUUACUGGUGUUCGCGAAUAAAUGCGACGCGCCGCACGCACUCGCACCCAUGCAGAUUGCUGCAGUUUUAGGUCUAGAGCGUAUCACGGACAAGCCUUGGCACGUGUGCGCGUCCAGUGCGCUCUCCGGGACUGGACUGGCGGACGGCGUGGCAUGGCUCGCCAGACAGAUCCGCGACGCACAUCUGCCCAAAAGUUAGGCUCGACAACGAUGUACGAGCUAGUCACAGAAAAACUGCUUCGAACGCUAUCAAAAGCAAAAAGCUUCAGGAGUGUUAGCUCAAAGAAUUUGUUUCUAUUAAUUGAAUUGUUGUGCGUAAUACCAUCUAGUGCGUAAGUUCCUAGGACACUACACCGCUUUUGUUGUGAAGACCUUAAACUCUUUAAUAAAUUGAUUAA
Messenger RNA from Bombyx mandarina (wild silkworm), 890 nucleotides. RefSeq names its product ADP ribosylation factor-like 6 (gene Arl6). Gene Ontology annotation, molecular function: GTPase activity; GTP binding. The record is from RefSeq and is a predicted model, not a curated record. NCBI's taxonomy places the organism in Eukaryota, Metazoa, Arthropoda, Insecta, Lepidoptera, Bombycidae.